UCUUGGUUUGCAGCUGGAUCAGCUGGAUGAACGCGCGACUGCGCAGCAGCAGCAGCAGCAGCUUUCAGUCUUAUGGGAAAAUAUCUGCUGGUUUUCAUUGUGUAUUUUCUCUGGGAACGCUGGAUUAAGCGCCUGAUUUUUCUGACACAAGUUUCCACGUUAAGUAUUCUGUUUUCCUCUUUUUAAUUUUAAUAUUCUUCUGUGAGUCUCAACUCCGGAUAAGUUAGAUGAAAAGGUUUUAACAUAUUAAUUUGGGGGAGAUUUUUUUUUUUCUCUUAAACGUUGCAUCACCUUGACGGACAGUGGUGUAUGGACUGAAGCUGUGUGACUGUGGGUUUAGUUGGACUGACGAGCCUUCACUGCCAACGCCUUUUCCCCUUGUCUCCGCUUCUCCCAGGGCUGGGAAACUUCAGCCCUCGUCGACCCAAGUGCGUUUCCCCUCAACUCAUGAACUGCUGAGACCACAGUCCGACACUAACAAGUCGUUGUAGAGCUUAAAUAAAUAAAUAAAUAAAUAAAAAAUGGGCUGCACGAUCAGCGCCGAGGACAAAGCUGCGGUGGAGAGGAGUAAAAUGAUUGAUAAAAACCUGCGGGAGGACAGAGAGAAAUCCUCCAGAGAAGUGAAACUGCUUCUGCUCGGAGCUGGGGAGUCUGGGAAAAGCACAAUAGUAAAGCAGAUGAAAAUCAUUCAUGAAGAUGGCUACUCAGAAGAGGAGUGCAAGCAGUACAAAGUGGUGGUGUAUAGUAACACCAUCCAGUCCAUCAUGGCAAUCAUCAGGGCAAUGGGCCGGUUAAAGAUAGAUUUUGAGGAUGCUGCACGGGCGGACGAUGCCCGCCAGCUGUUUGCCCUGGCGAGCUCAGCGGAGGAAGGGGUGAUGUCGGCAGACCUGACCGGUGUGAUUAAGAGGCUGUGGGGAGAUAGCGGAGUUCAGGCCUGCUUCGAUCGAUCACGAGAGUAUCAGCUCAAUGACUCUGCUGCAUACUACUUGAAUGACCUGGACAGGAUCUGCCAGUCGAACUACGUCCCCACUCAGCAGGACGUGUUGCGUACACGUGUGAAGACCACUGGCAUCGUGGAAACUCACUUCACCUUCAAAGAUCUCUACUUCAAGAUGUUUGAUGUCGGGGGUCAGCGCUCGGAGAGGAAGAAGUGGAUCCAUUGCUUUGAGGGAGUCACUGCUAUCAUUUUCUGCGUAGCGCUCAGUGACUACGACCUGGUCUUGGCUGAGGAUGAGGAGAUGAAUCGGAUGCAUGAGAGCAUGAAGCUUUUUGACUCCAUCUGUAACAACAAGUGGUUCACACUCACCUCCAUCAUCCUCUUCCUCAACAAGAAGGACUUAUUUGAAGAGAAGAUCAGCAGGAGUCCGCUCACUAUCUGCUACCCUGAGUACUCUGGUGGGCACUCAUACGAAGAGGCAGCAGCUUAUAUCCAGUGCCAGUUUGAAGACUUGAAUAAACGAAAGGACACCAAGGAGAUCUACACCCACUUCACUUGUGCCACAGACACCAAGAAUGUGCAGUUUGUGUUUGAUGCUGUCACCGAUGUCAUCAUCAAGAUCAACCUGAGGGAGAUUGGACUCUACUAAAGCCUCAGGCCUUGCAGGUGUCAGGAGAAAUAUCAGGACUUCUGGGCUGGUAUGUCUUGUCUGCGGAGGGCGAACAGGAAAGUAGGUGUUGCUAAGGACUGAGGUGGUGGCCAGACAGCAAGCAGGACCUAAAUUCUGGGGACUUGCUACUUUGAUCACUUUUGUCUUAAUAUAUUGUGCAAUGCAGAACAUACUGGGAGGAAGUGAUAAGUGGGGGGAGGCUUGUGAAAUGAUCUCUGUGACUUCACGUGGAGUCCUGUCAUAUUUAAGACCGUUGAAUUAGUCAAGUCAAGUCAAAUUUUAUUUAUAUAGCGCCAAUUCACAACAGAAGUUAUCUCGAGGCACUGUUUACAGGGGGGCUGGCAGGUAAAGCCCCUCUGAUGUCUCUGACACAUUUCUAGUUUUGUCUGUCAUCUGCACAAGGACCAAAACAGACUGCCUGUUUGCAUUUAACAGUUUCACAGCUGAUAAUGUCAAUUCUAUUCACUCUUCUGUGUUGCAUCCUCUCUUAGCUGUAAGUCUGUAUCACACUGCUUUUAUUGAAUAUUUGCAUUUGUUAUAUUUUAUUAUAAUUUGGAUUUGCAGUCAUUUAGUGUAUCCACUUUUGGAUGUGUGAAUGCCAUAACUUAUGUAUGGGAAAGAGUUUUGUGUGAGUAGUUUUCAUGUAUAUAACACAACAUUCGGGGUCUGGGAUUAGUUAGCAGGAGUCUAAUGAAUUCAGUAGCAACACCGCUGUCUACAUAGUUAUUUUAAUUUUAACUAGACCACAUUGUGUUGAACAAUAUUUUUUUAUACUUGAGACACAUCACUGCAAAUCAGUUUUGUGAAGGGAGCUUUUCAUUUCUCAGUUUUUUUCUAUAGGAGUUUGAAUAUUACUAAUUGUAUUCACUCACUUGAGGUAGAAUCUCCUUUUUUUUUCAAGGUAAUUAUUUAAUCCUGUGGAUAUCAGCGAAGAAAUACAUAAAAAAAGUGGGAUAGUUUGAUACGGCCAGAGGCUGUAUUUGUCUUCUUUGGCUUUGGCCCUCACAUAAUACUGAGGAAGUCUGUUGCUGAUAUGUUAUGAUAUGUUGGAGUAGAGCAUAGUUUGGUUUAGAUCAGUCAAUUCCUGCACAGAGAUAUCGUGGUAGCCAACUUUCCAGAAGGUUAAGAAUUUAAAUGUGUAGCUCACUUUAAGUUUCUGCAGUUGUAUUGUUUCUUUUCAACAUCAUUAAAUGAUGGCACAAA
This is a messenger RNA of Lates calcarifer (barramundi perch), 2810 nucleotides long. It is a transcript of the gene gnai3, whose product is annotated as guanine nucleotide binding protein (G protein), alpha inhibiting activity polypeptide 3. The coding region runs from base 522 to 1586 and encodes 354 amino acids. Gene Ontology annotation, molecular function: G-protein beta/gamma-subunit complex binding; GTPase activity; G protein-coupled receptor binding. NCBI's taxonomy places the organism in Eukaryota, Metazoa, Chordata, Actinopteri, Centropomidae. The record is from RefSeq and is a predicted model, not a curated record. Gene Ontology annotation, cellular component: heterotrimeric G-protein complex. Gene Ontology annotation, biological process: adenylate cyclase-modulating G protein-coupled receptor signaling pathway. The transcript is spliced from 9 exons.